CAAGGAGAGAGACCUGUAACACGUCACCUUCCGAAUCACAGCAGACCGGGCAAAAAUCAGGGAGCAGCACAUCAAGGGAGCUUCUAUCUAACUUCCACUGAUUCCCUUGAGGAAAAUGCCAGGAUUGAAAAAUCGCACCACAUGGGCACCACUGUUGCUGAAGACAUCGAGCAUCACUUCCUGUGCCAAUGGCUGCUCUCUGGGUAUCACUGCUCAUCUAACAUAUGUGAAUACUGACCCUGAACCAGUGGAGGGUGUAUUUGUGUACCCUCUGGGCGAGAAAGAGGUAUUGGUGGGUUUUGAGGCAGUGGUGUCCGGCAGGCUUGUCAGUGUGGAACUCCAGAGCCGUGGGAAGUUGGAAAACUGCUGUUUGGACUGCUGCCCAGGAUCAGCGCCACACACACAGUGUGGCCACAGCAAGGAGUGGAGCUGCUGUGGAGGAACAGGUCUUGAGAUACAGUGCUCCAAUGGUCAUCUGUUGCUGGAUGAAGACCUGGAGAGGAGCACCUUCAUUGUGAGCACAGGUCAGAUUGGACCUCUAGAAAUAGUGUCCGUUGUCAUCAGUACCACCCAUGAACUCCCUACACUUGAAAAUGGUGCAAUCCGCCUGGUCUACCCCACAGUGCUCACACCUAUAGUCAGAGCUCAGGUUCAACGAAGCAGAUGUGAAAUUGGGGGGAAAUCAGAGGAGAAUAGCCCUACUACGUGCUUUGGCAGUGUGUCCGGGAAGGAGGAGAGGAUUCUGGGAGUUGAGCAGCAGUGUGCUCAUGCUCUGCUCACCAGUUCUGCAACGAACCUGUUGCCUUACCAGCUUAGCUUCCAACUUCUAGUCCGAGGAGCCUGUCUGCUUGCCGGUCUGGAAAGCCCCACACAUGCUCUACGGGCUGAUGCUGACCCCAGUGCCAAGUCUGCCUCUGCAACCUACAUCACACUGGCAGAGGAGCAUCCAUGUGACCGAAAUCUGGAGAUAAUCCUACAUCUUAGUGAGCCUCAUAGCCCACUGGUCAUCUUGGAGAGGGGUCGGCUCACCUUUAGCGAAUAUGAGCAGCAGAUCCGUGCUCGUCGUGAUUUCAUUCGCUGUGCCCGUAAGGAGGAGGAGCCUGAGAAAAGGCUGGAGUUCAUGCGAAAGCGUUACCAUAAGGAUCUACUGUUGAACCCCGUCCUGAUGCUUAAUUUCUGCCCAGACCUCCAAUCAGAACCAACAGAACUGCAGCAGGCCAGCAGAGAGCUCAUCUUCCUCAUUGACAACAGCAACACCAUGACACAGCACAACAUCAACAAAAUCAAGGAGGGGAUGCUGGUGGCCAUUAAGAGUCUGCCAACACGCACCAUGCUGAACAUCACUGUCAUCUGCUCUACAGUCCGGCCUCUGUUCACUUCCAGCAAACCCUGCACAGAUAGCACAGUGACUCAGGCAUUGGAGUAUAUCCAGAAGAUGCGUACAGAUCAAGGUGGUGCUAACCUGUGGGGUGCACUCUCCUGGGUCUAUCGACAGCCUGUUCAACGUAACUGCCCACGACAACUUUUCAUCCUAAUGAAUGGAAUGCUUAACAAUGUAGGCCGUGUGUUAGAACUGGUCAGGAGGAACACCUGUUAUGUCAGGUGUUUCGGCCUGGGCCUUGGUCCACAUGCCUGUCGGAGGCUACUGCAGGGCGUUGCCAAGGUUACUGGAGGCAGUACAGAGUUUCUCAGUGAGGAAGAGAGGCUUCAGCCAAAGCUGAUUAAGUGUCUGAAGAAAGCUCUUGAACCUGUGCUGACGGAUGUACGGAUCGACUGGUAUGUGCCGGAUAAUGUAGAGGCUCAUCUCUCGCCCAAUGAAAUUCCUCCGCUCUACCCUGGCAGCUGCCUGAUUGGCUACUGUACACUCUAUGACAUGUCUGGAUUCAGUGCCCGGAAAAGUGAGGUGACGUCUCAUGCAUACAGAGGCCAGCCACGUGGAUCGGCCGGGUCAGUUUUCGAGCAUUCUCCCUCCACUUCCGAGCUCCUUCAGCCUCUAGUUCCCCAGGAGGAAAGAGAAAGAGAGGCAGAGAAAGAAAGUGGGGUGGAUGGAGACUUUGAGGAAGCGCUGAAAGAAAUCUCGGGAGAAAUAUCGUCGGAGUUCUCCUGCGCACAUGCUACAAAUAAUGCUGUCAGCCCUGGUGGCGACACUGACUACAGCAGCUGUGACGUGCGCUGGCGUAUUCAACAGGAUUCAUACAUUCAGGACCAGUAUGUGUUGACACGCUGUUCUCUGAGUGGUGAGAGGGCCUUCUCCUCUGUUUCUUCCCAAGCUGAAUGCUCUGUGCUGGGCAUGGGUUCUCUGCCACAUGGAUUAGAGAGAAUUGAGCCUGCACAGGGAAGAGGCCUCUCGCGUUGGGAAUCUCCUUGGGCACAGAACACCACCUCUUCAGGGGAAAUGGAUUCGUCAGAGAAGGCUGGCAAGCUUUUAGAUCACGAUGAGUUUCGUCGCAGACAAAGGGCGCUGGCUCGCUCUGCCCUGGCUGGCCGAAGUUUCUCAUCUCCGCAGGGCGACCUGGACAUGCACCGCCUGAGAAGGGCGCUAGAGAAGGUCUCAUUCGAGCAGGCUGUGGGGGGGCAGCUGGAGGAGAGCGACACAGACACUCACAGCACUUCACGAGGAGUUCUGUCCCACCCAAGUGUAAAAGACUCCAGCCUCCUGUUCCCUGCCUCCCCACUAGAUUGGGACACCUUUACUGAUCCAGAAUGCCUGUUUUCAGCUGCUCCUCCAGAGGAGUCCCAGGCUCCAGGGGCCCAUUGUCGCUCAGUCAUCCAUGGUGUGCUGAACGGAAAAUCUGUGUCCUGGGAGGUCUGUGUGGAUCUCUCCCUUUUGUGGGCCCCUGAGAGCCCAACAAUCCUACCAGCCAGCACAGGGGCCUGGGAUGAGAUUAUACAUCAGCUGACCGCUUGCUCUGUCAUCAGAGAUUUUGAAAACAUGGCGGAGAAGGAAAUGGAUAUUGAACUUGAGAGAGGACCAACCAAGCGUUACAGAACGAAAGCGAUCCAGACCAGCAAAAGCUGUGGAAUUGUUUGUAUGUACACAAGCUUCACCACCACAGACACCAAUGCGAGAAAUCAACCUGACAGCAAAGACACACGACAUACAGGUGUGCGGUUUGGGACCAGACAUGGUUCUCACUCUUCCAGUAUGAAACAGAGGUUGUGCUCAGUGGGAUUUGGACGCCGGCCUUCCAGCAGAGGCAGUGAAGAGACAGAGGACACACACACCUUGACGGACAGAGACGACACACCUGCCUCCCCCUGCAGCAUAACAUCCUGGGACAGCAGUACAGGAGGGAGUAUUAGUCCAUCAGCUGUGUCCUCCCGCUCUCAGCGUUCUGUGGAGAGCCUCUUCGGGUUCAGGUUCAAUCUGGGCAGACUAAAGGGCAGUAAUACCUCAGGAAAACAGGCUCCUCUCAAACCUCACUGUCUCUCUGCAGAGACUGAUAGACACACAGAGACAGACACACCUGACUACCUGCCACUGGUGCGUCUUCAGUUGGCCUCAGGUGCGUUUUUACUGUCAGUGUCAUACUCUGAGUGUAUCCAGAUUCCUUUGGAGCGUCUGAAAAGGGCAUCUCCAUAUCUGAGCCACCGCAGCAGUCUGAGCCCCCCAUUCCGCUGUACCUCCCCACCUGCAUCUGGUUCAGUUUCAGCCAGGCUGCAGGACCAAACUACAGGCAGAGUGCUUCAUGCCUGCGUGCGCCACCAUGAAGAACAGCUCUGGUCUGACCCCCACAGCUCGGAGGAGGGGUCUCCAAAACUGUUAGGUGGAGUCCCACAGGCUGACAGUGGGCGGGGCUCUGAGACUGACACGUUUGAAGGUCCUUCACUGGAUCCGACAGAACUUUGGGGAGAGGAACUGGCGCAGAUGGAUGUUGAGAGCUCAAGUUGGGCCACUGCGGUAGCUUUGGCGUGGCUGGAGCAUCGCUGUGCUGGUUUUUUUGUGGAGUGGGAACUGGUGGCAGCCAAGGCAGAUUUUUGGUUGAGGUGUCAAUCACUGCCUGAGGGCGUCGACCUGUCUGGGCUGAGGGCGGCAGCCAGGCAGCUUUUUCUGUUGUUACGCCACUGGGAUGAAAAUAUCAAAUUGAACGUGCUCUGCUACAACCCCAAUAACAUGUGAGGAAGUCAAAUUCGUACUUAAAGCUGCUGUAAGCGAGUUUAGCUAUCUUGUUAACUUCCGCCAGACUUAAGGGGCGUUCACACAUGCUGUUGGUCGCUUGUAGGCGUUCCAAAUCAGCUGCAGUCUCCAAAGUCUAAUGAGAUUACUGUCUACACUCCCAUUGGUAGUCACCGCAUUGCAUUUCUGCUCAUUUGCACAUAGUUGAGCUCUACUUAACUUUGUUGUAUUGCCAAUUAAUGACUUCUGUUCAUUUUGUUGCCUUAUGUGUGAAUGCCCCAUUAGACCACCACUGACUUAGAUCUCAAGACUUAUGCUACGUCGCCAUUUAAACAUUUUAGUUUGAAAACGCAUCGAUUUUGCUAUGUUUAUACCACUCCUCAACACUAGAACAGCAUUUUUUUCCAUAAUAGCAUAGUUUGUAUGACAAUGGCAUUAGGAAAUUGAAAACUGAGUUAAAAAAAAAAAAAAAAAAAAAAAGCUUAGUGUGGAUGUGGCCUUUGACUAGAGAUUUCUUAGGACUAUUCCAGUGAUAUCUGUCAGAUAGUAGGGACAUUUUAUGCGUGGUCCAACCAAUAAUAACUUGCAGCAGCUUUAAUGUGCUUAUUUGGGCUCAAAGAUACAUUUUUGGGUUUUAAUCUUCAAGCAGAAUUUGAAAGCAGAACAGAAUUAAUUUUUCUUAGAACAGUUCACCCAAAAUGAAACUUCUCUUAUCAUUUACUCACCUUCAUGCCAUUCCAGCUAUGUUUGACUUUCUUUCUUCUGCUGAACACAAAUUAAGAUUUUUAGAAGAAUCUCUCACCUCUGUAGGUCCAUACAAUGCAACCAAAUGGUGAUCAGAACCUUGAAGCUCAAAAAGCACAUAAAGGCAGCAUAAAAGUAAUCCAUAAGAUGGUUAAAUCCAUAUCUUAAGAAGUGAUAAUAUAUGCCCUUUAAAACUACUCUUUUUUAUUUUUUUAAUUUUUUUUUUAUUUUUUUUUUUACUAUAAAUCUCCACUUUCAAACAUCCCUCCUAAGUGCUCUUCUCUCUUAAGGAGUUCUUUUGUUUUUGCCGAUUCGUAUUCUUUGUGUAUAUAGUCACCUACUGGGCAGGGAGAAAACAUUAUAUUAAUAAAUUCCUUAAAAAUUGAUCUGUUUCUCACCCACACCUAUCAUAUCGCUUCUAUCUAAAUAUGCAGUAGUAGACAUUAGUUCUCUACCCUUAUUCACUGCAGGUCUUUAAAACACUUUCUCAUAGCACAAUGACUGAUUAUGUCAGUAUUAUGCCAUUUGGGAGCUGUUGACAAUGGGAAUGGUCAUCGAAAACAUUGAUAAAUUGUACAUUACUUAAGAUUGUUUGGUUCGUUUUUUUGCCAAUGAUUUGUGUGUGGCACUGAUUGCUUGCUUUUCCAAGUUAUUUCUGAGUUAGGAAUACUGUUUGUCCUUUUCAGAUAGAAGAAAAACAAUCUGCUACUAAAUUUGCCAAAUGGAGGCAAUAAUGUUUGUGUGGGUUUGUUUGGAUGAAUUUAAUGCAGGGAUUGCCUUAAAUAUGGUGGAUGCUGGAAUCCCAAAGACUCAAAACUCUCGAGGUGGUGAUCUACAGUAUGAAUUUUAUGAAAUUAUUACAUUUUAUUUUCAAUCACUUAAAAACCUAUACAAUAAAAUGCUUGAAUGAUUCCAGAUGAUGCUUUCUUCAAGGUUUUAAGAUACAUUUUCCACAACUUUCCAGUUGUUAGGCUUUGUUAAUACCCUCAAACUGGAAUAAGAUCAUGGACAACAGUUGUAACAGCUGUAUAGUUAUUAUACAUCGAAAUUAAGCAAACUGACCAUGCAAAAAAAAAAAAGUUAAUCAGAUCAGUCAUUCACACUUCAUCUCAGAAAAAUAAAAACUGACCCCCAAAAAUUAAGCAUUGCAGCACUGUUCCAUUCUCCACUUUACUGCCAUACAAAUGCAAAAUGCAGUUAUUAAAUUGUCAAAAUUGAGUUGAAACUUAUGUCUCGUAUACAAUAUGAUUGUCCAUUUAAAUGUGAAUUAUUACAUUUUCUCUGAAUCUGAGGUGUUGUUGUAAUUACUGCAUUUUGCCUUUGUAGGACAGUACAGAAAAAUGACAAACAUACUGAACAUAAUACAAGUAAAAGAACAAAGGCAGUAAACAAACUCAGAAAAAAACUAAGAGAACGUAAGAAGUUCAUGGCUGUCGAAAUGGAAAAGCAGAUCUAUGCUAUUCCUUUGUGCCCUAUACAUGAAACUAUUAUGAGCUUGUUAAAGGAAUAGUUCACAUAAAAUUUAAAUUCUGUCAUAAUUUACUCACCCUCAUGUCGUUCCAAAACCAUAUGACUUUCUUCUGUGGAACCCAAAAUUACAUGUUAGGCAGAAUGUUAGCCUCAGUCAAUGUUCAUUUUCAUUGUAUGGUAAAAAAGAUGCAAUGAAGAGGGGCCAGGGUAGCUCAGCGAGUAAAGACGCUGAUUACCACCCCUGGAGUCUCCCAAGCAACCAAAUUGGCCCGGUUGCUAGGGAGGGUAGAGUCACAUGGGGCAACCUCCUCGUGGUCGCUAUAAUGCGGUUCUCGCUCUCGGUGGGGCGCGUGGUGAGUUGUGCGUGGAUGCCACGGAGAAUAGCGUGAAGCCUCCACACGCGCUAUGUCUCCGCGGUAACACGCUCAAGCCACGUGAUAAGAUGCGCGGAUUGACAGUCUCAGACGUGGAGGCAACUGAGAUUCGUCCUCCGCCACCCGGAUUGAGGCGAGUCACUACGCUACCACGAGGACUUUGAGUGCAUUGGAAAUUGGGUAUUCCAAAAAAAGAUGCAAUGAAAGUGAAUAGUGACUGAGGCUAGCGUUCUGCCUAACAUCUACUUAUGUCUUUUCCAUGGGAGACAGAAAAUCAUACAGGUUUGGAAGAACAUGCAAACAUUCAAUGCAUAACAUGAUGAGAGAGUUUAUGUUUGGUUGACUCAUCCUUUUAAGCUUAUAGUCGCUGUGCAUGGUUGGAAAAUCAACAUUUAAUGGAAACAAAAUCCCUGAAUAACGACAUCAAAAUUAAUGACAUCGUAAUCAAUACAUAAGUUGAAACUCAGGCAUUUUUACAUAAUCUUAGGCUUUUGUACCAAUAAACAGUCCUGACAAUAAUGCACCCAUGGGCCGACAUCAGCAGAUCUGUGAGCCUUUAGGUCUCAGAGGUCAACUGCGUGGAUAUGCUAUAACAAUAAAUAAAAA
This is a messenger RNA of Myxocyprinus asiaticus (Chinese sucker), 7311 nucleotides long. RefSeq names its product von Willebrand factor A domain-containing protein 5B2-like. The record is from RefSeq and is a predicted model, not a curated record. Bases 116 to 4120 code for a protein of 1334 amino acids. Lineage: Eukaryota; Metazoa; Chordata; Actinopteri; Cypriniformes; Catostomidae. The transcript has 22 exons.